AUGACAGUAUCUACAACAUCAGCACAGCAUCGUAAUAAUACUCAUCAACUUCAACACCGCCAUCAAUUAAAUCAUCCAUUACAACGUCGCAAUAAUCAUCAAUUACACCAUCCGAAUGGCCAUCAUCACCUUCAUAUUCAUAAUCAAAAAUUAAGCGAUACCGGAAUUCCCGUAUCCUUCAUUCUACAAGAACUUUAUCAUCUUUCGCCAAUUUUCUAUAACAACAAAUCAAAAUGUGCCAUUCAACUUCACAUCACUGGUCUUCCAAAAAUCUUUCACAUUCAUAAAGAAUAUCUUAUUUUUCAAUCAAUAUGUUUUCGUAAAAUUUUUGAAACAUUGUCUGGUGAUAUAAUUCAUCUUCAUGUUCCAAGCCCUGAAACAUUUGAAUGGUUAUUAGAAUACUUAUAUACAGGAAAUUCUGAUAAAUUAUAUGAUAGAUUAAGAUUAGAAAACUAUAAUAAAGUUUGGAAGAACGUUGAAUUUCUUGGCUUGGGAUCUGAUAAGCGGGAGAAUUUUCCGACGCUAUUACAAUCUCCUAUAAUAUUAAUAUUACCAAGAUUUAAUGAUGAUAAUACGAUGCAAAGUGUUACCAGGGGUAAAUUAAAGGUCCAAGAAGUUUCUAAUACCGUUAAUGCUACUACUGUUAGAAUCACUAAAGCAAGCAAAAGAAAAGCCUUGGCUAGUAUUGGUAAAGGUAAUGUCGAAUUUGAGGAUGCAGGUACUGGAUCACAACAAGAAUUCGUUGAUGCUUCUGCUACAACAAAAGGAAAGGAAAACUAA
Messenger RNA from Entrophospora sp. SA101, 780 nucleotides. Lineage: Eukaryota; Fungi; Glomeromycota; Glomeromycetes; Entrophosporales; Entrophosporaceae. The record is from the annotation of a GenBank genome assembly.